AUCAAAUCAAGUUUUUUUUUUCCCUCUACUUUUUCCAUUUCUGUCCUUUUAACUCAAUUUUUGAAUUUAGGGUGUAAUAAUAUAAUGGCAAGAAUAAUGUCAUCAGAGCCUCUGGUUGUUGGGAGAGUUAUAGGAGAUGUUCUUGAUUUCUUCAGCCAAAGCAUGAAGAUGUCUGUUUUUUAUAGCAACAAUAAGCAAGUUUUUAAUGGCCAUGAGCUCUUCCCUUCUGCUGUUGCUGCCAAACCUAGGGUUGAAAUCCAUGGAGGAGACUUGAGAUCUUUCUUCACUCUGAUUAUGACAGAUCCAGAUGUUCCUGGUCCCAGUGAUCCUUAUUUAAGAGAACAUUUACACUGGAUUGUGACAGACAUCCCUGGCACUACAGACGCCACAUUCGGAAAAGAGGUGAUAAGCUACGAGAAUCCGAGGCCAAACAUAGGAAUCCACAGGUUCGUGUUUGUUCUUUUCAAGCAGACGCGCAGACAAUCGGUGAUCCCGCCGUCUUCAAGGGAUGGCUUCAAUACUAGAGCCUUUGCUGCAGACAACAAUCUCGGCCUCCCCGUCGCUGCCGUCUACUUCAACGCCCAGCGAGAAACCGCCGCCAGAAGGCGCUAACGCCGCCGCGGCCGCCUUCCUUUCAAAAUAAUAAAAGGACUUUUCUAUGUGGAGAUAAUUAGAAGAAGGGAGGGAGCUUCAUAUGUAAAUAUGAAAAUUAAAAACCAAACAAUCUCAGUUGGGAAAUAAUUUGGAACAUGCAGAAAGGAGAGAAACGGCGUCGUUUAUUCGUUUCCUUUUUUUUGUGUGUUGCUUCGCUGGCUGCCUGCCGUUUGUGAAUUUCAUGUUCGUGGAAUGUGCUUUUAGUUUCAAAUAUUUUACCAUUACCAAGUUUGUGUUUUAGUUUGAAAUAUAUUUUACGGUUAAUUACAAGUUUUUACCGUGUUACAAGUUUGUGUUUUACUUUUAAUUUACUCUCUUUCAUUGUA
Molecule: messenger RNA, 980 nt
Organism: Momordica charantia (bitter melon)
Lineage: Eukaryota; Viridiplantae; Streptophyta; Magnoliopsida; Cucurbitales; Cucurbitaceae
Product: protein CENTRORADIALIS-like
Biological process (GO): vegetative to reproductive phase transition of meristem; negative regulation of flower development
Cellular component (GO): cytoplasm; nucleus
Source: RefSeq, a predicted model, not a curated record